This is a messenger RNA of Paramormyrops kingsleyae, 4968 nucleotides long. The record is from RefSeq and is a predicted model, not a curated record. NCBI's taxonomy places the organism in Eukaryota, Metazoa, Chordata, Actinopteri, Osteoglossiformes, Mormyridae.
AAUUAAACAAAGGGUUAAACUUGAUUUAAAGUUGCUGUGUCCUAUAGGCCAAAGGUAGUACUACAAUUGGUACUAGGUUUUGGGUCACAGGCUCCAACGGCCUUGGAGCUAUUGAAAGAAAAGGCCUAAUUUUAGGGAAUUAAGCCGGCUAGCUUGCGUGAUGCCCCGCCGCUAAGUCUGGAGAGUGUGGAUCUGAAUAUCCGUCGAAUAUCCAACCUAAAACUGAUUUUGAGUUCAACCGAAAUGAAAAAUAAAUAUAAAAUAAAAUGAAUCUAAAAUAAAAGUCUAUAUGGAAAUACGAGUUGCGCAGUAUAGAAUAAGGAAAAGAAAACUUAAGUAUCGAGAGCAGUAAGUAUUCAUUGCAGAGAAAUAUUAACUAUUAAUAUAUAUAGCCUAUGUAUAAAUGUACAGCUCUGAGACCAUGUAACUAACGCGAAGUGCUUUAGAAAUGUAUUACUAUUAUUAGGCUUUGAUUUGCUAACUUGCGAAAAAGUUUUGCACAGAUUUCCUGUUUGUACUAAUUGUUUAAUUAUAAAGAGCAGUCCGUCAUUCCUAUGGAUUAUUGCAAUCAUUGCGUAAUUAACAGAGACGUAUUUAAAUAGUCCUCCGUACUUGCGUAGUAAAUAGCGCUUUAUUUGGUUGGUUUAAUUACAUUUUUCCACAAUAGUGAGCCCCGUGUCGGAUAUUUCAUUGGCAGACUGCGAUACCCGGAAGCUGCUUUCUUUGCAGAUAUAAUCCCGGAGCCCUGAUCGUCUAAGCCAUGGCUCACCGUUCCCAUGAAGAGGUCUCGCUCGCUGGCCUCUUGCUGGAUUACCUGAAGGAGCUCAGUGGUGCCCAGCUGAAGGAGUUUAAAUUUAGACUGAGUACCCCAGUAUAUAAAGAGUUAAAGCCCAUUCCUUGGGGUCAGCUGGAGGACAUUAAAGAUGAACCGGACAUCGCCUCCAUAAUGAGAAGUUUCUACAGUGAAGACAGUGCUCUCAAAGUCAUGCUUGAAAUCCUGGGGAAGAUGAACCUGAAUGACCUUGCUUUGAGACUUAAUAAAGACCUGCAUGCCAGUGUGCAGAUGGACGAUGAGCUCCAAUCUAAAUGUGACAUCCAGAGCAAGAAGUACAGAGACGUCCAAAGACAAAUUAAAAGCAGACUAAAGGAGAAGUUUCAAUGUAUAUUUGAGACAUUACCAAAACAAGGGAAGACCAUCUUCCUCAAUGAUAUCUACACGGAGCUGUACAUCACAGAAGCUGGGAAUGGGGGAGUAAAUAAUGAACACGCGAUCCGGCAGAUUGAGACAGAAUUCUGGAAAAAUGCUUCCCCAGAACACACCAUCAAAUGCAGUGACAUCUUCAAACCUCUCCCCAGCCAGAGGAAACAUAUCAGAACCGUUCUGACUAGAGGUAUCGCAGGUAUUGGGAAAACGGUGUCUGUGCAAAAGUUUGUUCUUGACUGGGCAGAAGAAAGAGAAAACCAAGACAUGGAUUUUGUAUUUACUCUUCCUUUCCGUGACCUAAAUCGGAUGAAGGAGAAACAGUGUAGCCUCAUUCAGCUCAUUCAUCGGCACUUUCCAGAAAUAAAAGAAAUGGAAAAGAUCUUGUGGGAGAACUUGAAGACUGUGUUUAUCCUUGAUGGCCUGGAUGAAUGCCGUCUUCCCCUUAAUUUCAAAGACAAUGAGACCUGGAGCGAUGCAACAGAGACCACUACAGUUGAUGUGCUGUUAACCAACCUUAUCACAGGGAAUCUCCUUCCCUCUGCUCUCCUCUGGAUAACCUCCCGGCCAGCAGCAACCAAUCAGAUCCCGCCUGACUGCAUCCAACAGCUGACAGAGGUACGGGGGUUUAAUGAUGCACAGAAGGAAGAAUACUUCACCAAAAGGUUCAGCAACAAGGUCCUGGGCAACAAAAUAUUUGAGCACAUUAAGACAUCAAGGACCUUGUUCAUCAUGUGUCACAUACCGAUCUUCUGCUGGAUUUCAGCAGCUGUACUUGAGAAACUAAUAGAUGAAGAAGUCAAUAACGAAAUACCCCAAACUCUGACCCAAAUGUACACUCACUUCUUGCUCAUUCAAAUAAGCCUUAAAAAACAAAAAUAUCAAGGGAACUAUGUGAGAAAUUCCAAAUUGUUGUUGAAGGAAGAUAAAGAAAUGAUUCUUAAACUUGGUGAGCUCUCCUUUCAUGGCUUGGAAAAGGGGAAACUGAUAUUUUAUGAGGAUGAUCUAGAAUCUUAUGGCAUUGAUGUCCGUGAUGCGUCUGUGUAUUCUCAUCUCUGCACGGAAAUCUUUAUUGAAGAGUCUAAAUUCUACCAAGAAAAAGCAUACUGUUUUAUACACCUGACCUUUCAGGAGUAUCUCGCUGCUCUGUAUGCCGUUUACAAAUUCACACAAGAGAACAAAAAUGUCCUGCACCCAUACUAUGGGGUAGAAAAGCAAGAACAAUGUGAAGUGACAAAUAAGCAUGAUGUCAAGGAGGAAAAAAACAAUAUUUUUCAAAUGUGCAAGUUUAUACAUCGUCUCUCCAAACGAAAAAGAGCCUCAUUGCCUACUUUACACAAAAGUGCCAUAUACCUGGCCUUGUUGAGUGAAAACGGGCAUCUGGACCUUUUUCUCCGUUUCCUUCUGGGCUUCUCACUAGAAUCUAAUCAGACUUUGCUUGAAGGUCUGCUGACAUCAACAAGAAAUGCAAACUGGAGUGCUAAGGUGACAGUCAAGUACAUCAAGAAGACGAUCAAGGUGGACUAUCCUCCAGAUAGGAUUAUUAAUUUUUUCCACUGCCUGAAUGAAUUGAAUGACCAUUCACUAGUGGCGGAAAUCCAGACUUACUUGAAAGCAAGAAAUCUUACAGAUACCAAACUGGAACCGUACCAGUGCUCAGCCCUCAGCUUUGUGUUACUUACAAAAGAGGAUGUGCUGGAAGACUUUGACUUUAAGGCCUACGGGGAUGCAAUCAUCUGUUUAGAGAGGUUAUUACCAGUCCUGAAAAUUUGCAGGAAUGCCAUGCUAGACAGUUGUAAUCUUAGAGAUUCGUCAUUUGAAUUAGUGGCAUCAGCUCUCAAAGUAACUAACCAUGUGAGAGAGCUCAACCUGAGCUACAAUGUGCUGCGGGAUACAGGACUGACGUUUCUGGCUCGUCAACUGAGCAGUCCUCACUGCAGAUUACAGACACUUCGGCUAUCGAGCUGUUAUAUCACUAAGGUAGGCUGUGAGAUCCUGGCCUCAGCUCUGAGCUUAAACGCCUCACACCUGAGAGAGCUGGAUCUGAGCUACAAUGAUGUAGGAGAUGGUGGUGUGCGAGUGCUUUGUGCCGAAUUGAUCCGUGCAGGUUGUAAACUUGAGAAGUUGAAGUUGGGUAACUGCUGCCUCACAGAGGUGUGCUGUGGAGAUCUGGCCUUACUGUUACGCUUUGAGCUGAGGGAGUUGGAACUGAGAGACAAUGAUCUCAAAGACUCAGGAGUGAAAUUACUUUGUGGUGGACUUGAAGAUCCCAAGUGCGGACUACAGCGACUCGGACUGUCAGGCUGUUGGGUCACAGAAGAAGGCUGUGUUUUCCUGAGUCAAGCCCUUCAUUCAAACCCCUCACACCUGAGAGAGCUGGAUCUGAGCUACAAUCACCCGGGUGACUCUGGACUGACAAUGAUCUCUGCUGUGCAGGAGGAUCCCAGCUGUGUACUGGAGAAGCUCUUUGACGACCAUUGUGGAGAGGACAGAGACAAGCCAGGGCUGCAAAAAUAUUUCUGCAGUAUCAGUCUGGAUCCCCUAACUGCACACAUGUGCUUGUCCCUAUCUGAUGGGGACCGAACAGUGACAUGUGAAGACAUAUGGACAGAGAGGUAUCCCAACCACCCAGAUUGGUUUCAGAACGAAAUACAAGUGAUGUCCCGGGAGAGUCUUUCCAGCCGCUGCUAUUGGGAGGUCAGGGUCAGAGGGCGUGUCGAAGUUGGGGUGGCGUACCCAGGAUUCCCAUGGAAGUAUGAUAGUCCUGGCAAUAAGAAGUCUUGGCUUCUCCACUGCUUCGGUAUGGGUGACAACUCACUUUGUCACAUCAGGAAGAGAGCCCGCCUGCAGAGGCUGCCCUUUGACUUAGAGACUCUGGGCGUGUACUUGGACUUCCAGGCUGGCACCCUGUCCUUCUACAAGGUCUCCCCAGACACCAAGACCCACUUGUACUCAUACAGCAUUGCCUUCACUGAGCAGCCCCAUGCGUUGAUCCGCCUGACGCUCCCUGCCUCUGCCUCCCUGCACAAUAUUUGAUGGCCCAAAGAGGAUGGGCAUAGAACUGAGUAAGCAUGGCAUCAAAGGACAGCAAACCUCGAACCGUGAACCAUGCCCUUACUGCUCAUGAUAAAUACAGAAUUCCUGUUACAGCGGUGUAUGUUGUGAAUUCAUAAAUCGUACGUAUACAGUAUGUUCACCCACCCAUCCAUCACCCACCAUAUGUCCAUAGCAAAGGCAUUGCAGCAGGAAGUUGUAUAAUAAACUAACACAUUUCAAAGUAGUGGUGAACGUAGAAUAUUUAUUUUGCAAAUCUGCAAUUGUGCUGACAGUUGUAAAACUUUGUUUUAAAUUGUAAUUUGGUUCCAUUUUUUCAAUAAGUUUGUCUGAUUUUGAUUAAUUUCCUCUGUGUUGUAUUUAUAUUUAAUAUUGUUUAUAUUUAAGAAGGGAAAGGGAAUUGUAUUUGAUUAAGGGUUGUUUCCUUUAUUUUUGUCUACAUUUUGACUGCGGUCAUUAUACGUCAUUUCCUGUAUGCCGGCGGGAGAGUAAUAAGUUGACAUAAGCGGCUCUGGAGUUUUUGGACUGCACAAGGGGUUAAAGGAAGCAUCUAGCAAGCAUGCAUUUUCAGUAUCAAACUCCCCUCUUAGCUCAAAAUUUAGCGAAUAUGUAAUUGAUGUAUUUUGAUUGUAUUUGUCAUAUCGUUAGUUCUACGGUGUUUACGGCGGUGCUUAGGUGUUGUGAAUAAACAUCUGUGUUCAAGACACUUGGAA